This is a messenger RNA of Chlamydomonas reinhardtii, 1186 nucleotides long. RefSeq lists its product as uncharacterized. The transcript has 3 exons. Lineage: Eukaryota; Viridiplantae; Chlorophyta; Chlorophyceae; Chlamydomonadales; Chlamydomonadaceae. The coding region runs from base 346 to 672 and encodes 108 amino acids. The record is from RefSeq and is a predicted model, not a curated record.
UCCUGGUCGCGCAGUCUAAACAGUGAUACCCAUUCUCAACAGUAGUGACCAAACUUGCUUGCCGAGUCAGAACUUGAAAGAACUGACAAAGUGUCCGCACGGACAUAUAUAAUUUGCAUUACGUACUAAUCUCGCAGCUAUAGCAAGUUGCCGUUUGCACUACACAAGGGGCGUCGUCGGAGAAGGGGACGGCACAUUCGGCAAAGCGCCUCGCAAGCCGAGCGGAUUGGUCUAAGAACAUCAAAGUAAAGGAGUUGCUUUUACUGACGAUAACCAUUAGCCAGCGUCGCGUAACGGAGGGGCCUGCACCCUAGUGGGCGCCUAUCCCAGCCAACCAGCUUGCAGAUGUCGGACCUUCAGGGCUUCAGCAAACAGCAGUUUGAUGAGGCGUACCGGAGAGCGCUGGAGCGCAAGCGCCUCUUCAAGGAGUAUUUGUCCAGGCACCAGGUUAUGGAGAAGCUGAACGGCGCCAUCGAGCAGCUGUACGAGUGCGAGCGGCUGCCGGAGAACCCCAUGGACUGGAUUGCUGACGUCAUCACGGGGAGGGAGGCGGGGGCUGGGGCGGCGGCGGCAGCAGCAGGCGGGGCAGGGGCAGGGGCGGGAGCGGGGCGGCCGGGUUCGGGAGGGCAGGCCAAGCCCAAGUCGAUUGGGCCCAAGCUGACUAGCGCUUGAUGCCGCGUGGCGUGUGCGGCAAGUGGGUUUGAGCUUAGAUUAGAGUUGUCAGGCAGUGACAUGUUGGCAAUGACAGAUGGUGGACAGAUGUGGAGAGGAAGCGCCUCGUGCAGUGCGCUGCCACGCGCUGGCAAGUGACCUGGCAUGGCGCAACAUGGUGCGUGUCGGCGCCAGGAUAUGCUGCCGUGCCGUUACGUGCUGAGUUAUGGGUAGUCAGUGGUCACGUCAGCUGUAUGGGAGUCUGUCUUAGCCCAAUCAGUAAGCAAUUCUUCGUUUGCAGAGCACCUGUGUGCAGGAGUGCUGUGCAGGUGCCGGUAACUGUGCGCGAGUAUGCGCAGGUACAUUCCGGCAUCUGUGGGAUGCCGGUGCUUAGUGCGCUCCGAAAGCUCAAGCAAGCUUGUCUUGGCUUGAGCUCUUGCCUUGCAGUUUGGUGAGCGUCUACAGAGUCCUAGACCACAGCCGUAAACAACAGCAGAGGCACGCAAGGCAGCUGUUCAUGUAACAUAAAGUCUGG